This is a messenger RNA of Hyalella azteca, 9533 nucleotides long. RefSeq names its product protein abrupt. The transcript is spliced from 5 exons. Gene Ontology annotation, molecular function: protein binding; DNA binding. Lineage: Eukaryota; Metazoa; Arthropoda; Malacostraca; Amphipoda; Hyalellidae. Gene Ontology annotation, cellular component: nucleus. Gene Ontology annotation, biological process: regulation of transcription by RNA polymerase II. Bases 99 to 2162 code for a protein of 687 amino acids. The record is from RefSeq and is a predicted model, not a curated record.
AGAAAAUAGCCAGGCUGUAGCACUACUUUUUUGGAAAGAUAGCAAUCUUAAUACUCACUAUUGUUCAAAUUAAGUCAGAUAAUCAAAUAACCAGCAAGAUGCCACGAAGCAAAGGUGAUAUCUGGAAAUUUUUUAAGGAACAAAAAACAAGUGAGACUCACAAUGAUCAUGUUAUAAGCCAGGCGUGUAGUCAAUGCAAACUUUGUGGCAGUAUUUACAAGGUCAGUGAUGGUAACACAUCUGGCAUGCGUAAGCACCUACUUCGCGCCCAUCCUGCUGAGUUCAAAGCACUGGAGAACUAUAAAGCCAGCUGCAAGACAGACAUGGAUGUAACUUUAGAAAAUUUUGAUAAUGCCAAAAAUGAAGAUGAGGCUAAUGAACAGCAAAGAGGAGAGAUGGAGGAGGCGGUGGUAGUGCCACAGACCUCGCAGGAGUUCUGCCUGCGUUGGAACAAUUACCACUCAAGCCUCAUAUCAACUUUGGAUUCUUUCAAGAAUGAACAGAUGUUUGUUGACGUAACACUUGGCUGUGAGGGCAAGUACCUGGUCGCCCAUAAAAUGCUCCUCUCAGCCUGCUCAGCCUUCUUCAGGGAUCUUAUAAAGCUGUACCCGUGCCCGCACCCGAUCAUCAUCCUGCCCCCCGAGGUGCGGCACUCAGACAUGGAGAAGCUGCUGCACUUCAUCUACCAGGGCGAGGUGAACGUCCUACAGGAGAACCUUGCACGCUUCCUCAAGACCGCCGAGAUGCUCAAGAUCAAGGGCCUCGCCGAUGACAGCGAAAAGCAAAAAGUUCUACGGUCCUGCACGGACGGCCAAGAUUCUCCAUGCGUGGGCAGCGGUAACAUCAACACCGCAUCCGGCAGCAGCAGUUGCGGCGACAAUACCGGCACCAGUCCUAAGAGGCCGCGCUUGAGUCUUGAAGCUUCGUCUUCAAUAGCAACCAACAGUCCCGCAUCUGCACCAGCUGCACCCACAGUCUCGGUUGGCAGCAGCUGUAGUAACAGUAACAACACAUCUACAGCAGCUGCAUCACUCCUCUUAGACACGCCCAACACUCCUAACAACACUGAGGACUCUGCACACUCUGCCAACGAGAGCGACUCUGAGAUGCUACCCGUCAAGCAAGAGAUGGUCGAGCUCAAGAACUGCACGGAGUUCGAGACGGACGGCGAGCCUUUCAACCCUGACAAAUACCUGGCAGCGGCGGCUGAGACGAGCUGCAGCAGUAAACAACCUCCUCCGCCUCCAGGCACUCUCCUGCCAUCUUAUGUUCCACCGCCGCCCAUCAAGGCUCAGGAGGGGCUGAGCCGUGUGAGUGGUCAGCAGCCAGUGGGGGGACUCAUCCGGCGUUUUCUGGAAGAAUGCUUGCAGCUGCCGGCACCGGGGCCGUUGCUUAGCGCGUACACGGGUCUCGAGGGCACACCUCACUUCCAACUGCUGCGCUCCGUAGCCAAAGAGUGGAGUUACUGCCGCAACGCUACGCACAACUACACCACCAUGGGAGGCAAGAGUAAACGACAACGCGCUACUUCACGACUUAUUGAGACAUUUGAGAACAUUGAUUCACUUCGCUCGCAGCUGUCACAACUCCAGCACAGAAUUAUCUUACUCGAGGUUGAUAAUCCAGGAACCUUGAAGAGAAUUUGUAAAGCUGAAGCGGCCAUAGCUCGUAAACAGCGCGAGCAUCAGCAGCAGCAACAGACUUCGGGAGGUGAAGCGAUGGCUGGGACUAGCAGCAGUGGCGCUGAGGCCUUUACACCUGAAGAAAUGGACUGCAAGGACAUCAAAGCCAGCGACAGAGAACUUUUCGAUGCUGCCACGGAAGUGAUGAAGCAAUUACGAAAGCUAUACUUCGACCAGUCCCGGCGUCUGGCCGUACGUAUUAGUCAGCUUAAGAAGGGACGACAAGCCACGCAAGAACGCAUGCAACGCCAGCAAACUCAGAUGCAGCAGAGCUACGUUCAACAGACGCUUCAGCAACAGCAGCAACAACAACAUCACCAUCAGCAGCAGCAACAACAGCAACAUCAUCUCCAGCAGCAACACAAUCUUCAACAACAGCAGAUGCAACAAAUGCAGCAACAGCUACAGCUGGCUCAAGAAGGUGUAAUGUUACCACACCAGCUCUCUCUUCACCACCUGCACCAACCCUGGUCAGACUGAUCAGCUGGCUACUAACUUUGAGGCGCUAGUAUCCAUGAUACGAGAGAAGUGUUGCGACUGUAACAGCUUCUUCUAUGUUGGAAUAACUUGUGUCUUGGUGUAGGGAAUCGCUUCUGACUACGGAUGUUCUAACUUGCAUCUCUGAUUGCACUCUCAUUGAUUGACGGUCGAUGUGACGAAAUUUCAGGAUUCAUGUUUUCAUAAUCUGUGGAUGUAAAUUCAACAAAGGCAUUCACAGUUUGUGAUAUUGAUUUGGGCUGAGAUAUUUGCGAGGUAAAUUUUCGAAGGUAGUUCGAAGUUGCGUGCUGUCGGCAUAAAAUUCUUCGACGAAAUAAUGCCAGAACUUAUGUUGAGCCCAAUAUUGUCGGUGAAGACCUGCUUUGAAGCUUCUAAUCAAACCGUGUCAAGCCACUAGUACAACUGUAAUAUAACGCGCUCUCUUCUGCACCUGUACAAGUUAUGCAGUUUAUUACAUUCGAACUACAUACCUCGAUUUUGUAGUGUACAAACUUUCACUUCCUGGUGCUUAAACGCUCGUGCACGUCAGUCUCUUAUCUGCUACUUGUAAGCGGAUGUUUCAAGACUAUUGGCAUCAACGACUAUGUAUGGGAUGAUCUUAACGGACUAUAUAUGAUGACGAUCUUAUAAACGCUCAUUAUUGUUAUCAACUGAAUGACGCCUAACAGCGUUUCAUCCCAAUAAUGCCAUAGCAUUUUGACGCUAGCAGUCGGGUCUCUUUUGCAGAUUCAACUUAUCAAACACUGCUGGAUGGUAGGAAUAUAGCUAUUAUAUGUUAUUGGGAAGGUAUUAGGCUAUUGUAUGCUGUUGUAAUUACGCAUGUUGUAUCAGUAUACACGUACAGCAAGUACACCCCCCUUGAGUUCAACAUGUAUUCUUUGAGAAUCGCGCAAAUGUACAAGCGCUAAGCACGUACAAUACCAACAGGUACGUUGAAUUGUGUUCGUCAUUCAGUCAAGCGAAGUACCCUUUAGAAGAUUCGUUAUAAUUAACUACUACCUCAGUUUGACCGUGACUUAACAAGACUUGUGUGCAGGUAAAACAAUCUUAUUAAUAAUAACGUAUACGUUCGUAUCUUGUUCUCUGUAUAUGCGAUGCUUUAAUUGUUCUCGCUGACCCCAAAUGGAAGAAGUCAUUCAUGCAGCAGAACCACUGAUCUAUGUGUGAACAGGGUCGUUGUUUUUUGAUGAUGCAACACUAAACACUUUUCUUUUCAUUUGAAAUGUAUUUCUGAAUGCCUUAGCUACUUGGUUUCAUUUGAAGUUUCAAGCAUCACGAACGUCCUUUCUGUAGGAAUUAUUUUCCCCUGUAAUGCUGUAUUGUUAAUUCCGAUAUCAGUGACUCCGCAGGCCGCAUUCAAUAAUGCUUAGCUAAUGAAUUAUUUCAAAUUGUCGAUGUAUUUGUGUGGUAUUGAUGAAUUAUUGUUAUAUUGUGAGGUUAAGAUUGUGUUCUGUUACCUCCACGCCAAUUUGACGUUUGAUGCUCUUCGUUGAAUUGCAACAAGAAAUUCCGAGCAGUUGAAUGUAGUGCACUUCUUGCUUGUGUUAGUUAAUAUGAUACGGGUAAACCAGACUGUUUUUGUGGGAAAAGGAAGGUCUGUCAGCUCCAAGCUUUACGCGUUUUCGGAAAUAUUAAUGCCUUCGAUUAUUAUCAGUUUCGAGCUCGAACUCAGUGCCAUUUUUCUGUUGGAAAUUUUAGUACAAAGUAGGAACUGGCUAAGGCUUGAUAUCCGUCAAUCUUUCAUCACUACGUCUUAAUUUUGUUGGAUAGAUGAAAUUGUUACUCCUAUUUAUAUCAACACUGGAUUUGCAUUUCAAUAGUUAGAUAUUAGAAGCGAUCAAUAUGAAUGUCAUAGAUCUGCUUGCACCUUUUUAUUUCUUUGGUAAAACUCUUCUAAACUCUAUACUUUUGUGAUAGUUUAUUUUUGUGUUGGGAAAAGCGAUUGAUGUUCAGCUUCUAAUUGAUUGAAGUAUAUUUAACAAAGUUAUUCGAAACCUGUUCAAGUUAGGUAUCAUAGAUAUUAAAUUCAGUGUAUGUUAUGUCUGUAUGCGGCGAAUUUAAGCAAUGGUCACUGGAGGUUAACUUAUCUCUUGCACUAGAAAUUUUUUAUUAGGUUGAAUCCCCCUUAAAUUUCUGAAUAUUUUGUACUCCUAUCGAGUAGCAACCAUUAUGGUGGAACCUAAGUGUCGGGUGUAAUUUUUACUGUGCUACGCGCAGACUAAAUACCUCUUACGCCCUUCUCCUACAUAUUUCCACUCAAGAGCUAUAUUUGUCGUGGAGAUAACGUCCUAAAAUUCUUCCUACCUCAAUUGACUAACACGUCAUAUAUGCUUCAACUCUCAUGCUCAGUUGAUUGUCUCUUAGACCUAUAACCACGAUGUGAAGUGGCCUGUCACAUGUUCUCCAUUGUCGCAAUACUGCUUAGCAAAAUGACACACGUUCAGCUUGAUAAAAAUCCAAGUGAUAUUCCUUACAUUUCGGAACUUUUUGUCCUCAUCGGUAUCGUUGGUCUACAUAAAUGCGUUAGAAUUACAAGUUUGUCGUGUAAUACUGCAAAAUAUGUUCGCAUUCUUCCUAUUGAUAGCCUUUAUUGAUUUAUUUUUAGAGGUUAGUUGAAAAACGAGUGUAAGAAAUGCAUGGAAUUUUUGACAAUUAUCAUAUUGACGAUUUGUCUAAGCUUAUAGCAUGAACAAAUUGAAGUUUUCGGCACUCCAUUCAAUGGUGAAGUGGUUUGCCUUCAUAGGGUUGAUUAUUUGCGUAAUAAUAUAUUACGGGAUAAAUAAUGUUGAAGUAUUCUAUUUUAAUUAUCGCUCUGCGACAUAACGGGUCAUAGUGUACGGGUGCAGGUAGGAAUGUCGUCCAUGGCUGUUGUAGUGCAGGGAAAUAGGCGUGCCAGGAGGGACCAGAUGGCAUCGAUGUGAGCUCUUAGUGCCCUGCUAUCGAUGAAAGUAUUGCGCUGCGUUUAAAAUUAAUCUUUACGCCAGAGCAAUGAGGCUAAGUUCAUUCAAAGUUAUAGGCAUUUUGCAAGCCUUACAAUUUCAUAUAACUCUUCUCAGGGUGUUGUAUGAAUUAUAAACCACGAUCCAGAUAACAUUAUGAGCGCCCGCUGCAACGCGACCGACUCUAGCUUACUGAUGUCCAGGUUCUAAAGCGGAAUGAAUGGGAGUCGACAUGGGAAGUUAAGAGGUUCUUCUGCACACCUGGGGAAGAUAAAUCUAUACAUGCCCAUGGGCCAUGUGUUUCGCUCAAGUUCAAUAGCAUUGUAAAGUAGGAAAUACUUGUUGCUUGGUAAUCUGUAAAUCAGGGCAUUGGGAUGCAUUUUGACGAACUUUGCACGGUUGCACCAGUUAGAGCGCUGCGCUGGUAAACAUGUGGUCUGGUGGAGUACAAUCCAUAAAAUGUAAAUCAAUAUAAUGCCGCCCUACGUGGCGCCGCCGGGAACUUGAUGGGGCACACUGACGUCAUAGUCGGAAACUGGAAUGUGGUGCCGACUUUUGAUCAAAAAAUUGCCGUCGAGAGUUGUUUACCAUUUUAUGGCAGAUUAGUCGUGGUUUUGACGUUUCGGUUUUGGGAUUUUGAUCGCAGCGCUUGGUGUGCAGUCUAUUCUACCUCAGAAGAAAUAUGACAUCUCAGGAUCUCUUACCAGGAUUGUUAAUGUUCUCGUCUAGAUUUUUUUUUAUCACGGUUUCUUAUAGUACUCAUUUUACUGCGUACAUCUGACCAAUAGACCAAUAAGUACUACUACGAUAACUUACGGGGCAUUGCAUUCUAAUUUGCCGUUGUUUUUUAAAGGAUAUUAUAAACUGUUAGUUUUGGUACAGAGAGAUUUAGCUUAAUUGCGAAAUAUUGAAUUACAAUGUCGGUGCAUAAUGUUAUUUUCAAUAAUGUGUCAAUUUCUUCAGGGCUUUUCUAUUAAUUGUUUGAAGUCUCAACCAGUUGUUGAUAAGAUGUUGACGCUGUUAAGAUAGUGAAUAACGUGGCAGGUAAUGCGUGCUUCAGGGCGAAUACGUGCAGGUAAUUAGUAAUUAAGGCUAUUAUUGGACGGUAUGUGGCGUUUAACGCCUAUUAUAUCGAUUACGAGUAAACCAGUGCAGGUAAAAUAGGGAUUAAAUGCAACAAUUUGCAGGUAACCUAGUUCUUAAGGACAACCGUCUGAAGGUAAUAGAUGCAAACGACGUGUAAUAGCCAGUAAGUUAAUUAUACAGCUACUGAAUGUUUUGGGAUGUACUAUAAUAGUGUGUUGUGUGCAAUUCUGCGUGUUACCUGAGUAAGUUUCUUUGUAGAUGUAAGUAUCAGUGAGAUUCUUGUGUCUCUCAUACGUGGGUGUGCGCGACCAACGGCUUGUUGCAGCUACUUCAAUGCUCCUAUCAAAUUACUUCUCAGUUGCAAAUUAUUCGCUGGUGCAGCAUGCGCCUAUUCAGCUUAGCCAUGUUACCCGCAAGUCAGACAUCGGGGCAAAAUGCAACAUUUGGGCACGUUUGUGGUGGCCGGUGGAAAACGAUAUCGAUUCGCGCGUCACAUUGAAGUUAAUGCGGGAACUUUGGCUUUCACCAACUGUCGGGCACCUCUUAGCCUACGGACGCAUGGCCAUGAACCUCGGCGCCACACCACGAGAAGCUUUCUUCUCUCUUCGAAGUUAUACGAUUUAUCUUGUAGAGUUAAGAUCUUCGUAUACUGGGAGUUGUGCACAGCGGUAGGCUGGUGUAGUCUGUGUCUCUUCCUCUUGUACAAAUUCAUGUGUUGUUCUGUGUUCGCCUCUCGUGUCUGUAUUUUGCGUCAAAAUUUAUUCAGAAUUUUUGUCGGGAAAGCUCGAUCGUUAGCUGACCAAAACGGGAAGCUAUUUCUUGAGGAUGCUCAUGCUGCGAAGUUUAACAUGCCUGAAUUUGUGCCCAGAAUUUUUACUAGAUCAGAUUAAAUUUUAUCUUAAAAGCCACAAAGCAAAUAAUUAUUUUCAUCUCUCAGAUUGAUAUAUUUGUGUCCGUCUUAAUACUUUGAUACUGUGAAGCUAUGAGCCAAACACCUGCCUCAUAAUCCCGCGGCCGUCUUAGUUUUCUGGUGUAAUUUCAGUCUCAUAUUUGCAAUUUAUUUAAAAGUUUGUCUGUAACAUAUUUGUAUUGAAGAGUUUUUAUCUGGCUAUGUACAACUGACGUUGAAAAAUCCCGUGCUCGGAAAGCGCUAAUUCCGACAGUAGAACCUCUCUUGUUUAUCAGCUCUGGGAAUAUAAUAUACACGAUCAUGAGCUUUUUCAGGCCGUUAUUUGAUCGCUGCUGUGUAAAUACUUACCACUCAGGUAUUAUCAUACAGUUCAAUAUCAAUAAUCUUUUUGUUUCGUUGUUACCGUUUCUAUUAUUUUUACGUUAGUCAAUUAAUUAGUUUUAUUGGUUUAGUGUAAGUCAACCCAUGCAACUUGGGCUUCGAAUCACACUAUCAGAAAGUGUUCGUCAUGCCUUGGUCAUCAUUGUUCACAGCUGACAAGUUUCGUCUGAUGUCUUUAAUGAACUUGAUGUACAGGUGAAGGCACGGGACUUGAUUGUUGUGCUGAGAACAGAGGUUUCCAUGUUGGAGUUAGUAAGGGGUUUGCUUGUUUCCUCCUAUAAACUGGCAUUCGAAAACCAGUAAACAACUGAAGAGGAGGAAAUUACGUAUUCGGAAACCGUAUGAUGAUUGGAAAGAUUCGCGAGCGAGUUUAUUGUGCUGACUUUGAUCUUGUAGUUCUGUUCAAAUUGAUCUACCUCAUGACUUGAUCUCUUGAGAACUUACGAUUUCUUCUCUUGAUUCAAUAUUUAGUGGCUUAAAAUCUUUGUUGCUGAGCUUCCCAACCCUUAUUGUCGCUCCCCCGUUUCCUUAAAGACCGCCCAGCUAAUUUGAACGCAGUUAUUGAACCAUUAGAUAACCAUGUUGUCAUAACAUUCGGUAUGAGAUGUCGUCACGGGCUUGUGUCUUCGACUUCUCAUCAUGACCAAGUAUGAAUUUACGUCAACCACAUUACCGAAUCUGUCUUGGAAUCUAGGGGGCAAACUACCAGUGUCCCAACCUAUUGUGUGCAAUACUAUGGCGUCAAAACUCUAACGCUUAUUUCACAUGCAGGGUUAUUUACGAUAAUAACAUCUUAUUCAAGAUGCUGGAAGUUUUUUUUGUAAUUUUGACCACGUCAAGACUGGCGAUAUAACCAGAUUAAUUAGUAUUUCGCGCGUUUUCAAAACGAUCUCUAACAAAAUUGUCAGGUCCAGAUACUUGUAUGUUAUGUUUUUCUUGUAUCGGAUAUGUUGUUUUGUGUUUCAGUUUACGUACCAAUUACUUGUCCACCUGGUCGACAUGGCGGGUGUAGCACGUCUUGCUUCACUUCCUUGUUCUUUUUAUAGUUUUCGCAUCGUGUCUUCAUUCAAGAGGAUCUUUAUUUGCAGGAUUGCCGCCUUCAAUUUGUUACGAAUGCUUCUACUUACAUAUUGUUCUCUAGAUAUUACGGGUUGAUUUAUGACUUACGAAGGUUUAUCGUAAUCUUGUUAGGUAUGACGUCUUGUAGAAGUAAACUUUAUGGUGGUAGCUUUAGCUUGCCUAAGUAUAUAUUACCUGUAAUUCUUGCAUUCCCUUGCUCUACUCUAUCCUCUCUGUAACUAUUAUCGCUAUUGUAGUUACUGUGCUCAAUAAUAAACCUCGAGGCACUUAUUUUGAACUGUAGAUACAUCAGCUUCCUUUGUGUCACCGCACAAGUCGUUUGAAUCUUCAUCAGGCCGUCUCAGUUUCUUCCGUUCUAAAUAAAUGAACAUUGAAUUAUUUUACACAUUUGGAAAGAUGCUAAGUGUAUUGCUGAGCGAAAAGAUUCACUGCAUGUUGCAGUUGAAAAUCCCUGUGAAGGAUAUAACAUGCGGAAGGAUAUCUCUGUGAAGGAUUCAAGGGGACUAAUUUCUGUGGAGGAUUCAAAGGGACUCUGUGACGGAUUCUUGGUCUGUGCAAGUGUUGCGAUUUAGCUGUGGAAGUUGGACGGAUAAAAUCACCAGAAUUAUUUGCUGUGACUAAAUUUAUAGCCGAAUAAUUUAUUCAUAUCCUCAGGGGUGUCAUUAGCAAUGCUAAUUUGCGGCAUUUCUUUUUGCUGACCAGUUCUUUUUUCAACUCGUUUUUAAAUUGAAAACAGAUUUUCUGAAUGAAAUUGCAAUUCUAUUUCUGCCCAUGGCUAACUUUAUCUGACUUCGAGAAUGUCCCCUUUUCAAUUUAAAUAAGAUGACAUGCUCGUUGACGACUUUCAUAGUUGCGGCGAAGCGUUAGUGUGUCAAGUUCUAUUCAUAGUUCCAUUUGAUGUCUGAAAAAUUUACCAAUAAUUGUUUCUUAAGGUGUAAUAAGUAACUGUUAAUGCUA